CUGGCAGCAGUCGCAUUUUUGCGAUAGUGCAACUCUGUUAAAGACAACUAUAGUGGGUGUUGUGUUGCUUUUGUAACAAAAACCAUCGACAUCUGUGUGAAGCGACUUACAGUGUCAUCAAAAAAGUAAAUUCGAACAAUUAUGAUCGAAGCGUUGUGGGACGUUUACGAAUAUGACGAAUUUGAUGAAUGCCGGAGGCUGUACCGUGAUGAUUUUAUGUUUUGCACUGCAAACUUGUAUCUAUAUCCGAAACCCAGUUCUAUUAUUUGGAAUAAAAUACAGGAAUAUUCGCAGCAUCCCCGUCAUUAUGAUCGCAGAACAAAAGAAGUGGGACAAUGUUUCCCUAUUAGCCUCAUGCCACAUAAUGAUAUGCAAUACAAGAAUAUAUCAAACAUAAUGGAGGCUCAUUUAAGUGAAGAUGCAUGGCAGAAAUAUAAGCUCAACAGCAGUGUCGAAGUCAUGGAAUGUUUAAGUACAAUUCAAUCUAACAUUGAUUUUUGGAGAAUUAAUGGUGUAGCUGAUGUUUUGUUUAUUUGCUGCUUUAUUGCUAUAAUACUCAUGGUAUUAUUAGCUACUGCACAGGAUAAAAUCAAAUCGUUCUACAUUUUGAUUCCAGCCGCUUCCAGCGUUGUUAAAGCAUUUUCAUUGGCUCAUAAUAUACCGAAACUUAUGCAAAGGAACAGAAAGUCAAUGCCAAAACUUGAUCACUUGGAUGGCAUUCGAACGAUUGUAACAAUGAUUAUUUUGCUGUCGCAUUCGUCAAUUCCUUUAAUAAAAAUGCCACUACAAAAUGUAGCACAAAUUGAAAUGCAAUUUGAUAACCCACUAUUUUCGGUUGCAAUGGCAGUAAAUACAUACAUGGUGCAACUGUUUUUUGUAUUAGGUGGAUUUUUAUUGGCGGUAACUAUCCUGGACCACAAACAUACAAAUAAAAUCGGAACACUGCAAUUUUUGUGGAUGCGCAUCAAGCAUCGUUUAAUAAGAAUACUCCCGCCGUAUCUUUUUGUUAUACUAUUUCAUGCAUCUUGGUAUCCUAAAUUAAUCGAUGGACCGAUAGGUUAUCGAUUCAAAGAUUACUGUGUAAAAAACUGGUGGACUAAUAUACUUUUCUUAAAUAACUACAUUCAUCCAAAAGAACCGUGCAUCCAAUUUGCAUGGUAUUUGGGUGCAGAUUUUCAGCUUUAUUUAAUUGGUACCAUUUUAAUGAUCCUUAUAAUAAGGAAUCCCAACCAGGCUAAAAUAAUUUACAUAACUAUGGUAUUAUUUGCGUUGUCGAUUCCUGCCAUCACUAUAUACGUUAAUAAAACUGAUGCAACUGUUAUAUUUAUUUUGAGAUAUAUUCUGCAAGAAAUUCGCACUUUACCUUACUACAUCAAGGUGUACAUUCCCUUCGAAACAAAUGCUGGAAACUACUUCUUCGGCAUGCUCGCGGGAAAUGUAUAUUUCAUUUACAAGAAUAAUGAUAUGGCAUUUGAACGUUUGAAUCUGAAUAUGCUCUUUCUUAGCGGAGGGGGUUUCUUUGUGAUGAUGAACUUUUUAACGAUAUUAUUGCCGGAGGAUCACCUGGUCUGUCCAUCAAUUGUUCUCGCUAUUUUUGGAACAUUACUUAAAUGUGCUUGGGGUGUCUUUCCAUCAAUUUUAAUUCUGUAUUUGGCCUUUAAAAAUCCACCAUCGAGGCUAUCCAGCAUUCUUUGUCACCCAUUAUUUGGAUUCCUAUCAAAAUUUAGCUUCACUAUUUACCUAGUUCAAUACGGUGUUGUAUAUACUGUUUACAGACAUGUGACUUAUACACUCAUGUAUAAUAGCUUUACUAUAGUAAGUGCUUGCUUAGAGUGUUUAUCCAAAAUACAAAGAUUUUCUAACCCAAAUGCACAAAUUCUAUUUCAGCUUUAUUUUACAGUACUUAUUACAAGCAUCACGCUUUCUAUCGCUUUCCUGUUACAUACAUGUUUGGAGUUACCGUUACAUUCCCUUUUUGGUAGGAACGAUCCUGGCCAACGACAUAAGCAGCAGUGAAGGAGCUCCCACACACUAUUUUUUUCUUUUAUUCAUGAAUUAGGGGUCA
Molecule: messenger RNA, 2065 nt
Organism: Anopheles aquasalis
Lineage: Eukaryota; Metazoa; Arthropoda; Insecta; Diptera; Culicidae
Product: regulator of hypoxia-inducible factor 1-like
Molecular function (GO): acyltransferase activity, transferring groups other than amino-acyl groups
Source: RefSeq, a predicted model, not a curated record